Messenger RNA from Neolamprologus brichardi, 1657 nucleotides. RefSeq names its product C1q and TNF related 13 (gene c1qtnf13). Gene Ontology annotation, molecular function: protein binding. The record is from RefSeq and is a predicted model, not a curated record. Lineage: Eukaryota; Metazoa; Chordata; Actinopteri; Cichliformes; Cichlidae.
UUUGAAAUUUUCCAUUGUUCAACACACAGAGGAACAGAUGAACCAGCACCUAAUGCAGCCCUUCCAUCAGUGGAGCACACACUGCUACGUGCUAUGUUUGUUCCUCCUCAUCAACUGCUUUGGAGCAGCUUCUCCCCUUUAUGCUCCUCCCGCGCCAACAGGUCUCCUCUCUGCUUUCUCUGCCACGCAAACCAGUAGCGUGGUGGGAGGCAAGCAGAAGGCAGUGACCUUCAACAGGCUCGUGGUCAACACUGGAGGGGAUUUCAAUCCAGACACUGGCCACUUCCGCUGUCGCAUCCCCGGGGCUUACUAUUUCUCCUUCUCUGUGGGGAAAUUUCCCAAAAAAAUGCUUUCUGUCAUCCUGGUGAAGAACGGAGAGGAGGUGCAGGCUAUAGCUUAUGACGACUUCCGCAAGAAAGGGAGAAAAGUUCAGAGCCAAAGUCUUAUGAUCGGUUUGACGAAAAUGGACAUAGUGUGGUUGCGCUUGCAGCCUAGCCCCCAGUAUGCUUUGUACAGCAACGCUGGGCCUUACAUCACCUUCUCAGGUUACCUGGUCUAUCCUGAUGCCAUGGCAACCAGCUACAUCAGCAACCACUUGUCUACACCUGCUCUACCCUACCCAAACUGUCCACCUCAGGUCAGAGGCCAGAGAGAGCAGCCACGGUCUGCCUUCUCAGUAGCACGGACAUCAACCCUCAUGGGUCACAGCAUCUGGACACAAGAAAAGCCACCGAUCACCUUUGAUGUAGAAUAUGUCAACAUAGGGGGCCAUUUCAACAAAACCUCUGGCCGCUUCACCUGCCACUUCCCAGGGGUGUACUUCUUCGCCUUUACUGUGGGGAAACACCCUCGUAGGGCUGUUUCAGUGAAGCUGAUGACCGGGAACGGCGAGGUGCAGGCGAUGGUGUUUGAUGAUGACACAUCAAAGAGAAGGGAAAUGCAGAGUCAGAGUUUGUUGCUGUCUCUCAGCAGGGGCGACAGCGUGUGGCUGUACAGUCAACAGGAUGAGCGCUUUGCUGUUUACAGCAACCAGGGCAGGUACACCACGUUCUCAGGCUUCCUGGUUUAUCCAGAUACAGAAACACCUGCCACCAGCCAGGAGGACAGAGGUCACCUAUAAAUGUCUUAAGGUUGUAGCUGUUUUUUGUUCCCAGCCUGCAGUUUAUCUCCACGUCAGUGAGUCAGGUAGAAUAUUUAAACUGUGGUCAGCAUAGUUUAACAGAUUCCUCUCUCUCUUUCUUUUUGUAACAUUUUGUUUGUUUUUAUUAAACAGUGUUAUUUUAAAAGGUAACAUUUGUUGCCACCAGAUGGUGCUAUGAUACAGCUAAGUGCAAUGUUCUCUUAGAAAAUCUGUGAUACAGUUUGGGUUUAGGUGCACAGAUACAACUAUCUGAGAAUUUUCAUUUUAAAAAAGUGAACAUUACAUGACAAAAAGAACGUUGUAAAUGAUGUAAAGUUUAUUCAAAUUUAUGUACUACAAAAUGUAGACUUAGAGUUGCACCAUGUUAAAGUUAUUUAACUUUUAUUUGUAGAAAGAUCUGAUUAAAUGAUUUGUGUGCAUUUUGGGAAAAUGAUAAAUAAAUUUCCUUAAAUUAGUUUUACAUAUGUUAUUUUUUUCUUCUAAAUCAAACAAAUGCUGGUUUGUGGAUGAAAAUAA